GCCACACAAACCUGCUCCAGAUUGUCACUACAUAUUUAAUUAUUUGAAUUGAUUUUUUGUUGUCUACAAUCUAUUAUUUUUGAAGGAAUCAACCACUAUAAAGGAUAUGUUAGUGGAAGUUUUAAAGAGCGCCUUCAUCCUUCUCUCCUGCAUGUUGCUGAAACCCGUGUUUUCAAUGCAGUAUCAGAUGUGUGAGAUGAUGAAGGAAAUAGACAAGGAAAGGGACGUGUGUGAGGCUCAGAUUGAGAACAGAACAACAGGUUGCAGGGGGACGUGGGACAAGAUCACCUGCUGGCCCAGCGCCAAUGUUGGAGAGGUGGUCACCAUCCGUUGCCCCAAAUAUCUCUUCUACUUCUCCAGAGACGUUCCUACAAAAAAGUAA
Molecule: messenger RNA, 382 nt
Organism: Micropterus dolomieu (smallmouth bass)
Lineage: Eukaryota; Metazoa; Chordata; Actinopteri; Centrarchiformes; Centrarchidae
Product: vasoactive intestinal polypeptide receptor 1-like
Exons: 4
Coding region: 107-382 (91 amino acids)
Biological process (GO): adenylate cyclase-modulating G protein-coupled receptor signaling pathway
Cellular component (GO): plasma membrane
Molecular function (GO): vasoactive intestinal polypeptide receptor activity; G protein-coupled peptide receptor activity; peptide hormone binding
Source: RefSeq, a predicted model, not a curated record